GCCCACAAUGUCCAAGCUAUACAUUAGCUACAACCAAAUCCACGAGUCUAUCCGUGACGCCGUAGAACGCUACAAUAUCAAUAGCGACUUCAAGGCGGAUCUCAUGGUGACUAUCACUGGUGGUGGACUUGUGCCUAGCCGUAUCUUGCGUACGUUCUUGGACAAGCGCGAGAACCGCAACGUCCCCAUCCAGGCUAUUGGCUUGUCACUCUACGAAGAAAUCGAGCUUGCUCAAGCCAACGGUGAAAGUGGAGAAAACAUCCAGGUCGUCAAGACCCAGUGGCUGAACCCGGACGAGAUAUCAUUGCUCGGCCGUCGCAUUUUGCUCGUGGAUGAAGUCGACGAUACCCGUCAGACGCUGGCGUUUGCCGUUAAGGAGUUGUUGAAGGAAAUUGAGGCCGAAGAAGUCAGAAAGGGCCUGCAGCCCGGUGAGUCUAAUACCCAGCUUGGUGUGUUUGUCCUGCACAACAAGCUCAAGCCCAAGAAGCGCGACUUGCCUGAUGAAAUCAUGAACAACUACUUUGCUUGUGUGGAGAUGCCUGAUCAGUGGUUGGUCUAUCCUUGGGAUGCCGUUGAUAUUCAGGAACACACCAAGAAGGCCUCUAUCUAGAAAGCAAAAUAACACACAUCCUAAAUCAUGCCAUGCAUCUACAAUUCUCCUCCAGUUUCCCCCUAAUUAACCAUCUGUCUUUUGUAUAAUUCCGUUUGUAACACUUUCAUUUUUGCAUGCCUCUCACCCCUUGUCCCGCAUUCUUCAUAUUCUAGUUAGUAAUAAAAUUUACAUAGAGUCUCACCAAGUGUUGUUACACCAAAGGUCUGAUGUAUUUGGAAACAGCAGCCAGCGAAUCAGAAAAUAGGAUUAUGUAACCAAAUGAAGUACAAGGAUUAACCACAA
Molecule: messenger RNA, 895 nt
Organism: Zychaea mexicana
Lineage: Eukaryota; Fungi; Mucoromycota; Mucoromycetes; Mucorales; Lichtheimiaceae
Product: phosphoribosyltransferase-like protein
Exons: 3
Coding region: 8-610 (200 amino acids)
Biological process (GO): XMP salvage; hypoxanthine metabolic process; GMP salvage
Cellular component (GO): cytoplasm
Molecular function (GO): hypoxanthine phosphoribosyltransferase activity
Source: RefSeq, a predicted model, not a curated record